AUGUCAAAAUGGGUCGAAGCUGUAGCUCUGGCGGAUAAUGAAGGAAAGCGGGUUGUUGUAUUUUUAAAAAGAAAUAUUUUCUCUUGCUUUGGUGUACCACAUACAAUCAUAAGCAAUGGAGGAUCACAUUUUUGCAACAAGAUAUUCAGAGUCGCCUUGGAAAAAUAUAGAGUCAGACAGCAUAAGGUGGUUACUCCAUAUAACCCACAGACCUAUGGGCAGGUGGAGAUCUCUAAUCGGGAAAUCAAAGCUAUCCUGGCCAAGACUAUAAAUGCUAGCUGGAAGGAUUGGUCUAGGAACCUGGACGAUGGCUUAUUGGCAUAUCGAACGUCUUUCAAUACAUCCAUUGGCAUGUUGCCAUACCAAUUGGUUUAUGGCAAGGUAUGCCAUUUGCCGAUUGAACUAGAGAAUAAAACAUUGUGGGAACUGAAGCAGCUUAAUUUGAACUGGAAUAAGGCUGCGAAUAUGAGAUUGGGGCAGCUAAAUAAGAUGGAUAAGUUCCAUCUUGGAGCUUACGAUUGGGUUGAUCUAUACAAGAAAAGAAUGAAGAAGUACCACGAUAGCAGGAUCGAAAAGCAGGACUUCCAGAUAGGUGACUUG
This is a messenger RNA of Capsicum annuum, 600 nucleotides long. RefSeq lists its product as uncharacterized. The transcript has a single exon. Lineage: Eukaryota; Viridiplantae; Streptophyta; Magnoliopsida; Solanales; Solanaceae. The record is from RefSeq and is a predicted model, not a curated record. Gene Ontology annotation, molecular function: nucleic acid binding. Gene Ontology annotation, biological process: DNA integration. The annotation marks the transcript as partial.